UUCAAUGCAAGCAUUUUAAAGCGUACAUAUAACGAAGAAACACCAAAAGGCAGCAUGUCUUUCGGUUUGGAAGGACUGAAUGUGAAUCAGAUGACAUCAGCAGCGAGUGCUCUCAGUACAGACGCCUCUAAAUAUGUGAACGAUGCAAGCCUUGAAAUGCAGUGGGCUAUGAAAGCAUACCAUCAUGCAGAAACAUAUUUCAAUCUGUUGUGUUCUGUUGACUCCUCGCUGCUGAAACUGACAAACAAAGAUGAUGAGAUUUACAAAAACUUUCGGCAGGCUUUCCCAAACAUGGCUAUUGAUGUCCUUAAGGAAGAUGAACUCAAGACAACUGAUGCAAAAUCUACAUGGCGCCCAUUUGUACAGAGCUAUGAAGGUGAAGUAGAGGAUUACAACUUUGGAACACUUGUACGCAAAGAUUGUACUGGGGAUAUCUCUGAUGACAACACAGUUCUGGUUUUAAGAAUCCAGUUUCUGGCCAUAGAGAUAGCAAGGAAUCGUGAAGGUCUAAAUGCUGCUGUAAAGGAAAAGGUGAAGAAACAGAAAGAAGAAUCAAGUUCAUAGCAUCAAGCAUACAUUUUGUCCUGAAUAGGGGUUGGGGGUUAUAUCUGUAUUUUAGAAAUAUACAAAUUAUUUUAAUGCAAACUUGUUUCAAUGUUGGUUGAUCUAAGUAUAAACAUUGCCGGACUGAGCUACCGACAAAUUGGAAAAUCAAGAUAACUGUCGCUGUAUGAGACAUUAACUUCUUCGGAAAUGUGCAUGUGAGCUGAAAAUCAGGUCCAGCGAGUGAGAAACACUAUCGGAGGCAGAUUAGUAAUGCUGUGUAUAUGGUUGUCUGAAUCAGCAUAUCCUGCACUUUAAAACAUGUUCACUUUGUGGUUCAAGACAUGUUGUUGGUAGGCUCCAUUUGGUAUUAUAAUUGCUGGAUGGAUUAACGCUUCAAAUGGAUUUUUUUCAGUCCCUGUCGUAAACUUAAGUUUUGCCCUAGAUUUAAAGAUUCUUUCCUAAAUCAAAGAUUCAUCUCACAGCUUCAUUAGUUACAGGCUAUAAAGAUUGUAAAUCAUGUUUUGACUUACUACAUGUAUUUUAACUACAUUUGACUAAUUGUGUUACUAUGUAAGUUCAAUACCAAGGCCAAGAAGUAUUAUGCAAGAAGAUUGCCAGUCAGACUUUGGGUUGGAAAGUAAUGUCAAACAAUUGAAUAACAAGUUGUUAACACAAUGGUUUAAGUUGUUCGAGAAAUGUAGUUGAUCAUGAAGUUAGUAUCACUAUCAGAUUGUUACUUACAAUGUACGUUAUUUUAUGGUUUAAGCAACACGCUUUGAUAGCGUGUCCUUCUAUUUUUAUUUUGAAUGAGAUAUAUUGACCUUACUGCUAUAUGCUUUGAUAUUAAAAACCAUGUACAGUU
This is a messenger RNA of Mizuhopecten yessoensis (Yesso scallop), 1408 nucleotides long. Its product is annotated as protein PBDC1-like. Lineage: Eukaryota; Metazoa; Mollusca; Bivalvia; Pectinida; Pectinidae. The record is from RefSeq and is a predicted model, not a curated record. The transcript is spliced from 6 exons. Bases 55 to 564 code for a protein of 169 amino acids. Gene Ontology annotation, cellular component: cytoplasm.